Talaromyces amestolkiae is the source of this 1035-nucleotide messenger RNA. RefSeq lists its product as uncharacterized. Gene Ontology annotation, cellular component: cytoplasm; actin filament. Gene Ontology annotation, biological process: barbed-end actin filament capping; actin filament depolymerization. Gene Ontology annotation, molecular function: actin monomer binding; actin filament binding. The record is from RefSeq and is a predicted model, not a curated record. NCBI's taxonomy places the organism in Eukaryota, Fungi, Ascomycota, Eurotiomycetes, Eurotiales, Trichocomaceae. Bases 1 to 1035 code for a protein of 344 amino acids. The transcript is spliced from 4 exons.
AUGCAGUCCGGUAUAUCAGUCUCAUCAGAGCUCCAAAAUGCCUUCCAAGCAUUCACCUCCGACGAAUCUCAAUUUGCACUCCCUAUAACCAUCGACUCCGAAAGCCUCAAACCCCGACCCUCAAUCCCCUUUUCGGAGUCAUCCUUCUACUCCUCCUUACCACAACUCCAAUCCGUCCUCGAGCCUCGAACACCACUUUUCCUCGUCCUUCGUCACCAUUCAUCCUCCGUCGGGGGACUGGUGGCCUUGACAUACAUCCCCUCCAACGCCGGUGUUCGCGCAAAGACAUUAUUUGCCUCGACCCGCACCACAUUGACUCGCGAACUAGGCAGCGAGAAGUUCGUAACCACGAUUUUCGCGACGGAGGAGGAAGAAGUGUAUGGCGAAGCAGCAUGGAAGGAGCGCGAUCUCGAGGGUAAUGGGACUUCUACGUCGUCGUUCAAGAGAGAGGAGUUGAUGGAUGAGAAGGAGAGGGAAUUGGAGCUUGUUAGGCGCGCCGAGGAGGAGGCUAGACAUGGUACGGCUGGAAGGGAUGUUGGGACGGGUGGGAGUUUGGGUCGAGUUAGUGGGAUCGCGACGGGGGGUGGGAUGGGGGUGAAUAUGCCUGUGGAUGAAGAUGCAAAGUCGGCAUUGAAAAACAUUCAAGAAGGGGGGUUGGUUCAACUGUCCAUCGAUGUCAAAUCCGAAACCAUCAAACUCAACGCUACCGAGUCCAAUAUCUCGCCGAACGAGGUGGCCUCGCAUAUAUCGGACUCUUCGCCGCGAUAUACCUUCUAUCACUAUCCUGGGUCGAGCCUUGUCAUCUUUAUUUACACGUGUCCCUCAGGGUCGUCCAUCAAAGAAAAGAUGCUGUAUGCAAGCACGCGUCGAGUGGCGAUUCAGUUGGGUGAGGCGGAGGGUAUCCGGGCUGAGAAGAAGAUCGAAGGAUCGUCGCCGGACGAGAUCACUGCUGCACGACUGCAGGAAGAGGUCGCUCCACGACAGGACGAAGGACCAAAACGGGGAUUCGCCAGACCCAAGCGUCCUGGCCGAUAG